AUGUUUAACACUUCUUCAGGUUAAAGAAUUAGAUAUGUUAAGGAAGCAUCGGGAGCAAAGUCAACCACCUAAAGUUUUAAAUAUAAAUCUAAAGAAUGCGAUUUAUCAGCAAAUGAUAGCACAUCAUCAGCUCACCUUAAACCUUUAAUUUAAGUCAAAUAAUCUUAUAAUUAGCCCUUUGCAACAGCUUUACCUUUGCGAAAGUUGGCAAGUCCUUAAAAGUAAGUCCCGAUGGAUGGGAGAAUUGUUGAGAGAACUUACUCAUCUGUUAGAACAAGCAAUUAUGUAAAGAGGUCGUCUGUUGCUCCUGAAAAAAGAGUAGAAAAUAAAAGUGUUAUUUAUGAAAAAAGAUCAAUAAAAAUGCCGAUUUGUCCUCCAUCAUCUACAAAUGUAAUUGAAGAGAAGCUUGAAGAUGAUUAAAUCUAAGGCCAAGGCAGUGAAAUGUAAAGUCAAAAAAGAAGGAAGAGUAUCACAUGUUUUGAGUUGACAGCUUACACUAAUUAAUAACAAGACAAUCAGGAAAUAAUCGAGAUGAUGUCUAAAUAUUCAGAAAAAGAAUUGAAACAAGUUUAAAAUAUAAGAGUGAUAAUAAAUGGCCAAUUUGAUGAAAGAGAAAUUCAUGUAGACAUUAGUUCAAUACCCUUUGAAUGGAGAUUAGAGUAAAUUGCAUAAUCAUUAAAUGAGAUCUAUAAAUCAUAAUUUAAUUAAAGUCUUCGCAAUCCUGCUAUUUCAGUACUUAUAGGAAAGAUUUAGACCAAGAAGUUAAGUAAGGAUAUGAAAAAAUAUGAACUUGUUUUAAUGUCUUUAAAAGGACAACUCAAAGAAUCUUUGAUAGUAUUAGAAGAUAGUUCUUGA
Messenger RNA from Paramecium tetraurelia, 855 nucleotides. RefSeq lists its product as uncharacterized. The transcript has 3 exons. NCBI's taxonomy places the organism in Eukaryota, Ciliophora, Oligohymenophorea, Peniculida, Parameciidae. The record is from RefSeq and is a predicted model, not a curated record.